GUGAGUUUUGUUCCUUGGGGUGCAGCUGCACCCCGCUCGGUAUGUAACUAUAGGUAAAUAUUUUGCAUACGCUGAAUACUAACUGGGGUAUAAAUAAACCCCAAAUUUUUCAAACGACGGAGAUUCCCAGUAUCGUGACGGCAACACUGUCGGGGAAUCCCAAUAGCGGCUAUGUAUAACGUGUCCACGCAAUUAUUGCAUUAUAAUCUUAGGUUUCGUGUGUGUCGUUACGUUUGUAGUGAUUGUCGCCUACGCGCUUAUUAAAGUGAGUGAACCACCGAAAUUUCGAAAUGAAAAUAAGCUAACAGACGAAGAACUAUUGGCGAUAUUAGAAACGGAUAUUUACGACCAUUAUUUUAAUGAUUCGGUACUAGAAAAUGGUUCAAGUGAUAUCGAAGAGACUGAUAUAGUGACUGAUACUAAUGAGAUAGAUGAUGUUUUGCAAGUUAGUGAUAGUGAGAAUGAUUUGGCAGAUUCUUCAGCUGUAGUUGGCCAAUCAAUAACUUAUACAGACAAUCCAACUUAUACUUCUAAAGAUGGUAGUGUGUGGGCAAAAGUUCCACUUACUGCGAGGACAAAGAGAAGAAAAUGUAAUAUACAAACUGGUCCAACAG
This is a messenger RNA of Acanthoscelides obtectus, 614 nucleotides long. The record is from the annotation of a GenBank genome assembly. NCBI's taxonomy places the organism in Eukaryota, Metazoa, Arthropoda, Insecta, Coleoptera, Chrysomelidae.